AGAGAUGAUUUAUCAUGAGCACACUGGCGACAGAGGAACAGAAAUCAGCCGAUGCUUUCACAAAGCCAGUGCAUCUGAUGUGAAAGUUUUUUUAUACUGCGCAAAACGAUUAGAAUACAGGUCCACGCGUGGGAGAGCACGAGAGAGAAGACGGCGUUCAGUUUGCAAGUGGGAAGCAGCGCAAAUGAAGCGAUGGAGACGGAUGUACUGGUGGUGCAUGUGAUAAAUGCAUGAUUGCAUGGACGCUUUUCCCUCGAAUUCAAACGGGCUUGUACGACAAAUCUAUGCACUGUUGAGUUAGAAAUAUAGCAUGCUCUGUCAGGUUAUGAAUAUGCCGUGAUAAUGCGGGCUGGUUUGUCAGGUUAUUAUUUUCAUUGCAUGUUCAGAAAUCUAUCAAGGCAUUUUUACAAUUUGUUAAAGUAAUACAGAUAAUGGCUUCCUGAUAAGGACCAAGCGACCAGUCCAGAGUGCCAAAUGCAAGUCUCAUAGAGGGCAAACUGGAAUUGGAGAUGGAAGAAAUGCAAUUCACAACCCACUUUUGGAGGCCUCGAUCAUACUAACCUCAGUCUGAACUGCCGUUUCCAGCACCACGGACAGCGACCAUGAACAGGCUACGCAGAAAAGCGUGUGUGGCUCUUCUAUUGUUCACUUUGUUCAUUUUUGGUACUAUGAUGGGCCUACGAACCCUCAAACCCACUGAUGGCUUCUCGGAUCUUGCGCCAGGAAUGGAGUUGAUGCCUUUGAUUGGAGAGCGAAUGGACCAGAGACCCAAUCAAGUAGUUGAAUCAGCAGGUCAAAAUGGUGGCGGGGGCAGUGACACCAAGAUACUGUUUUCCAACUCUGGUCCCGACCACAGCAUAUUCUAUGACAUUCACAUCUUCUAUUAUUUAUGGUAUGGCUCGCCACAGAUGGACGGUAGUUAUAUACACUGGGACCAUGUACUGGUACCACACUGGGACCCCAAAAUAGCUGCCAGUCACCCAAAAGGACGACACAAUCCUCCAGACGACAUUGCAUCCAGUUAUUACCCUGAACUGGGACCCUACAGCUCCAGAGAUCCAGAUGUCAUUGAAUCCCACAUGGCACAAAUCGAAGCGGCGGCUGCAGGUGUGGUGGUCCUGUCCUGGUACCCUCCUGAUGUGGCAGAUGAACAUGGCAAACCCACAGAGGAUGUAGUGCCAGCUGUAAUGGACGCUGCCCAUAGACACAGUAUCAAGGUUGCGUUUCACCUGCAGCCCUACAAAGGCCGGACAGACCUCACUGUGCACGACAACAUCAAAUACAUCAUUGACAAAUACGGGAAACACAGGGCUUUCUACAGGUUCAAGUCCAGCACUGGGAAGAUCCUUCCGCUCUUUUAUGUGUACGACUCCUACCUUACCCCACCGGAGGCCUGGGCUGAGCUGCUGACCGUCAGAGGCUCUCACAGUCUCCGAGGAACUCCUUACGAUGGCAUCUUCAUCGCCCUCAUUGUGGAAGAGCGUCACAAGCAGGACAUCCUGACUGGUGGGUUCGACGGCAUGUACACCUACUUUGCUUCGAAUGGCUUUUCCUUUGGAUCUUCUCACCAGAACUGGAAAGCGAUCAAAGCGUUUUGCGACAAGAACAACUUGCUGUUUGUGCCUAGUGCUGGACCUGGUUAUAUGGACACUGCCGUCCGGCCGUGGAACAACCACAACACACGCAACAGAGUGAAUGGACGAUAUUACGAGACCUCUUUGCAGGCAGCGAUGUCCGUUAGGCCUGAUAUCAUCACAGUAACAUCAUUUAAUGAGUGGCAUGAAGGAACUCAGAUUGAGAGGGCCGUGCCUAAGAAGACUGUGGCCCGUCUGUAUUUGGACUACAAACCCCAUCAGCCAGACCACUAUCUGGAGCUCACCAGGAAGUGGGCAGAACAUUUCAGUAAGGAGAAAGAGCAGUGGCUUAUGUGAUUGGAACUAGUAACGUCUCACUAUUGUUGAGUUUUGGGUUUAGAAUGUUUUCAUGUUAUUGACGUUAUCAAUGUUACCGAUUACUGUCUUUCAAUUUAUGCAUACAUUUUAAAGGCAGCUAAUUAGCAAGAACGAGCCACCUUCUUGCUCCCUUACAUAAUGUUUAAAAAAAACAAUGAAUGAGAUCUGUCCAAAAAUGAAAUUUGUGUUUUGCAUUUGUCCGUUCUCAUUCAGUCAAGUGCAUAUUCAUAUAUGGGACAUCACGAACAGCCCAAAACAUGUGAGAACGAAUGCUGUUUGCCAUCGCUGACAUCAAACCUGGCACGAAAUGUCUUGAUGUGCCAUAUUUGAGUGGAUAUGACUGUAAACACAAAGUUAGUGCACAGUUAGUAUGCCUUAAUGGAUUUUAUGUUAUAAUUUUUUUCUCUGUCUUGUUUUAUUUUGUCAUUUUUGGACCUGAGCAGCAUCUAUCCUCAUUCCCUAUCAUUGUAUGGAGAAUAGAAGCGUGAACAUUGUGCUAUAUGCCUCCUUUUGUAUUCCAAGUGUGGAUUGGAAGUACAUGGUCUGAGUGAAUUUGGUAUUUUAGCUAUUCUUUUAACAUUAGGCAUUGAAUCUGACUUCUGCUAGCGGCAACAGUGAAAGACAACUCAGUAUUGAAAGACUAUACCUUUAUUGUGUGUUUGGAUGACAUAUAUAAAUGGUUGGUGGUUGUGGAUAUAGAUUGUUUGAAUAAUGGCUGAUUUAUUAUCUUAUUUAGUCAAUCCUAAUUAUGCAUAUUGUAACUCACAUUUAUUAUUA
Sinocyclocheilus anshuiensis is the source of this 2729-nucleotide messenger RNA. Its product is annotated as glycoprotein endo-alpha-1,2-mannosidase-like protein. The transcript has 4 exons. NCBI's taxonomy places the organism in Eukaryota, Metazoa, Chordata, Actinopteri, Cypriniformes, Cyprinidae. Gene Ontology annotation, molecular function: alpha-mannosidase activity. The record is from RefSeq and is a predicted model, not a curated record. The coding region runs from base 603 to 1931 and encodes 442 amino acids.